GGAAGUAACAACAUAUGAGAAUAGAAACGCAUCGAUCAUGGGCGAAAUAACUAUACGUGAACUCGAUCCGGUGCUUCGAGAAUUGGCGCGCACAAAUUGUAAUGAAAAUCCAGACACAGUCGUUGAACAAAUCGAAGUGAUACAAGAAUGGAUUAGAAAGUCUCCACAUCUGAAAGCAUCUAAUAACCCACAACUGAUUUUGGCUUUCCUGCGUCGGUGUAAAUUCAGUCUCGAGGAGACAAAAAAACGUAUUGACAAUUAUUAUGCCAUGAAGAAUGAAUAUCAUGAUGUUUUGUGUGAACGUGAAUUGAGUGAUGAGUUAAUUGAGUUCUAUCGAACAGGCAUACACGUUAUUCCCAACAAACCGAUCGCAAACGAUGGGCCUGCUGUAAUGAUCUCACAGUACUGUAAAAUCGAUUCGAAGAAAUCGAACCCACGCUUAGCAUUCAAAUUGCUUUUUAUUCUGUUCGAGACUCUGGCUAUGGAAAGCGACAAUGCCAGUAUAGUGGGUCUAACAUAUAUAAUAGACUGCCGGGACGUUGGUCUCCAUCUUAUGACGCAAUUUGAACCGUUUCUGCUGAAGAGAGGCUACAUAGUGGCGGAGAACUGUAUGCCCUUGAAGCUGAAAGAAGUCCAUGUCAUAAAUAUGAGACGCGAAGGAGUAUCAGUUUUCAAUUUCAUAUCAUCAUUCAUGCCCAAUACAAUGCGUUUCAAGUUUGUGGCGCACAAAAAGGCAGAGGAUUUGCUCGAAUGCAUCCCACGUGAUGCUGUUACCGUCGAAUAUGGCGGAAACAAUGGCUACCUAACGGAGGCUAUCAAAUCGUUUGAGACAAAGUUAUUGUUAUAUAGGGAGCAUUUCAAAAACGACGGAAACUUUGGCACAAAUGAAAAACUGCGAAUCGGACGUAAGAGGGAAUGGGAGCUGGUCGAAUUGAGCGGUGCUAUUGGGUCCUUCCGGAAAUUAGAAGUGGAUUAACAAGUUGUGAAAAUUAAAAAUGAAAUUGUUGUUGUUUAUAUAUUUAUACAGAAUUUAUUAGCUAAAAAUUGUACAACUUAAAAAUAAUGUGUU
Molecule: messenger RNA, 1069 nt
Organism: Bactrocera neohumeralis
Lineage: Eukaryota; Metazoa; Arthropoda; Insecta; Diptera; Tephritidae
Product: alpha-tocopherol transfer protein-like
Exons: 3
Coding region: 38-976 (312 amino acids)
Cellular component (GO): membrane
Molecular function (GO): phosphatidylinositol bisphosphate binding
Source: RefSeq, a predicted model, not a curated record